CUUCCUUCUCGCAGCUGUUUCACGCUCGCACCGCAGAGCAGCCAAGAAAUUUGACAGGUGCGCCCGCGUGCAGGAACGUGCAGCCUCGCCCGCCCAUUGCCCGCCUCCGCGCCGCCGCGUCGCAGCUCGUCCGGCCGUGGCGGCCGUCGGAGAGGCUGCCCAACUUUUGUUCCAGCAGGAAGCUGCCCCACGCCCAUAGAUAAGCGGCUCGUGCGAAGACCGCGCUCCCCACGCAGCGGCAGCGACGAAACCAUGGCCGACGGCGCCGCGGAGUCGACGAAGGAGCUGACGGACGAGGGCGCGAAGGUGACGACCGUCGCCGAGGGCACGGACGCGACGGCGGCGCCGCCGGCCGAGCCGGCGAACCCCCUGGCCGAGCCCAUCUUUGUGAGCGUCGUCCACACCUUCGUGGACGACGAGAAGAAGGCGGCCUGGUGGGAGAAGAUGGGCCCGCUCAUGGGCGACAAGGAGCAGAUGGCCGCCAUGGCCGCGAGCCACAAGGCGCUCGGCUACGUGAACCACUACGCGAUGCCCUGCGGCCCGGACGGCGCCAAGCUCAACUGCCUCUGGGAGUGCCAGACCGAAGACGCCGCGGCGAAGUUCCAGGACUUCAUCGACAACGACGCCGUCAGCCCGGCCUCCGGCGGCACCUUCACGAACGACUGCUACCGCGCCAUGCCCGGCGCCCUCGUGCCGGCCACGGGCUUCACGGACGCCGAGCCGGCGGAGCCCAAGGCGUCCUCGGGCGCCUUCUUCUGGGUGCUCCACACGUUCAAGCCUGAUGGGGCCGCCGGCUUCUGGGGCAAGAUCGGCCCCGCGCUCGGCGACCCGGCCAAGUUCGCGGCCAUGGUCGAGGGCCACAAGGCCGCCGGCUUCUACAACCACUCCUUCGUCGCGACCAAGGCUGGUGGUUCGGACCCCAUGGUCUGCAUCUGGGAGGCCAAGGCCGACUGUACUACUGAAGAAUUUCAGGCCUUCAUCGACAACAACGACAUCGCGCCGGGCGACGAGUUCCUCGACAACGCGGUCUUCAAGAUCGCGCCCGGCGCAAGCGUGCCGUCGGCCAUGUUCCCUGCCGAGUAGGUGCUGGGCACCCGGGCGCCUAGGGGUAGGCGACGGGCAAGUAACAACAGCUGACUAAA
Pelagomonas calceolata is the source of this 1142-nucleotide messenger RNA. NCBI's taxonomy places the organism in Eukaryota, Pelagophyceae, Pelagomonadales, Pelagomonadaceae. The record is from the annotation of a GenBank genome assembly.